Indicator indicator is the source of this 3321-nucleotide messenger RNA. It is a transcript of the gene SENP7, whose product is annotated as SUMO specific peptidase 7. The record is from RefSeq and is a predicted model, not a curated record. Gene Ontology annotation, cellular component: cytoplasm; nucleus. Gene Ontology annotation, biological process: protein desumoylation. NCBI's taxonomy places the organism in Eukaryota, Metazoa, Chordata, Aves, Piciformes, Indicatoridae. The coding region runs from base 54 to 3230 and encodes 1058 amino acids. The transcript has 24 exons. Gene Ontology annotation, molecular function: SUMO-specific endopeptidase activity.
UGGAUAAACAAGAACAACGGCGGCAGGAGCAAAGUUGUGGCGUAGAGAAAAUCAUGGAAGGAAAAACGUCAUCUUCAAGUCGUGCCAGUUUUCGUAUACCAAAGAAGAAAACAAACACUAAGUCAGAGGAUGCCCAAGUUCAGUCCCCUUUGGCAAGGAUUCCAGGCUCCCAGCACUGGGACUAUCCUUUAAAAGAGUGGAAAUUAAGUCCCAACAUCAGAAAGUCUUCCAGAAAAGGAAAGAGGAAAAAGGAUGGUGACAAACAGAACUGUAAUGAUGAAGAAUCAAUUGGGCAACCCAAAGUUAUCUUGACGAAUAUCCUGAUGACGAAAAUAGGAAGAAAAUACACACAGGUGCAACCUAAAACUGGUGCUAAUUUUUCUGAUGCUGGCAAGCUGCAGUCAGAUCAACCACCCUCAUCAUCUGUUGCUAGCCUAAAGAUAUGGCAAAUUUUAAACCCUACUCUCCAAAACCUUUUUCUCUCUAAAAGGCAACCUCAAGUUAUCUUGACGAACGUCCUGAGGACGAAAAUUGGAAGAAAAUACAUGGACAGCCAUGUAAUAAUUGCUACAAAUUUAUCUGAUGAUGACAAAUUACAAUCAGGUCAACUACCCUCAACUGUUGCCAGCCUACAGACAUGUGAAAUAUUAAGCUCUCCUCAUGAAAGUUCUUUUCUGUCUGAAAGGUCUGAGCAAUACCUGAGAAAGACAGAUGAUGAUCUGUGUAAAUUGACUAAGGCUUCUAAGGAACCAGAAAACAAUGUUGUCACUUCUAGAAGACGGGAGCUCCAGAAGAAAGAAAAUAAGACCUGUGAUGAACCAGAAAAAACAAGCAGAGGCAUGAACAACACCUCUCUUAUACAGAAGCAGUCAAGCUCUUGUGAUUCUGAGAAAAGGAAACGAAAAUCUAGUGGCCAUAUUUCUGAUGAUUGUAACACACACAUUCCAGAAAAAUCACUUCUACCCUUUAAGGAGCAAAGACUGAGUUCAACUCAGUCUUCUAGCUGCAGAAUACCCUGUGAGGAUGAACAAGGUCACAGAUUUGAUAUAAUUCUGGUACCAGAUUGUAUUCCACAGUCAUUAGAAAGAGACCUUAAAGACACUUCCAACCACAACCGCUUAAGUCCUGCUUACAGCUGCUCAAAGGAAGCUGUUUCAGAGACUCCUCCCAGAAAUUUGUCAGAGAAACAGCUUUCUGCCACCAAUGAAGAUGGGAUUUCACCACGAGUUAGUGCCAUCAGGAAAUUGGAGAUGGAUGCGUCACAGUACCUGACCAAGCUGCGGAACAGACUCUGCAGGGGUAAUCGGCAACUUGUUUCAGUUGACCCAAUUGUUCUCUCCAGUGAUGAUGAAGAUGGAUCGUCUAAACCCAAACACUCAAAGCUACUGCAGGAUAAUAUCACUGACAAUAAGGAAACAGACCAGCAGCCUGAAUUCUGCAUCUCAGGAAAGGAAUUGGAAGACGAGAUGAAAACUCACACAGAGCUGAUUUUAGCAGAAUCAAUUGAAGAUAAAUGUCAUAUCAGCUUACCUUCUGGAAGAACACCUAGAAAACAGAUGAAGCCAGCACUGGAUGUUAAAUUUGAUAGUUUAUACAUUGAAAAAUUUAAAUGGAUAUCAACAGAUCCUGCUAGGUUUACAGCCAAGUGGAUUACAAUCCCAUUUCAGGUGGCUCUUAAUAAGAAUAUUAAGCUGGCAGUGGAUACUCUGGAUCUUAGAAGGCUUGGCUUGUGGAGAAUCGAUGGUGACUAUUCUUCAACAAUGAUCAUUUUCCUUUGGUUGUCUGUGGAUUAUGUAGAAAAGAUUGAAACCCAAUUAGGAAAGUCAGUUAUCAGCAAGCCAUCCAAAUCUAGUGAAUUUGUGUUUCUCGAACUGUCCCGACUACUCACAGAAGGUGAAGAAGACAGACUGACUGAGUUGAUGACAGUUGUGAGCAAGAAGAACAGAGCACCAGAUCUCCCUGAGUUUCUGUCUUUGAAGGAAGCAGUACCCUUGUUUAAAGACCUUUCUCCUGAAGAAAGCUCUUUUAUGAGGUACAAUAAGGAUCUAUUGAAGCAAUAUAUGCCAAAAAGGAAUACCUCAGAUACUCAUGAGCCUGCAGUUCAGGAAUCAAAACCAAAAGUGAGCAGGCCCAGUUAUGCACUUGCAAAUAGGCAAAAUAGUGGUUGCUACUCUAUCUCUCUGUCCUCUGCACUGAAUGAAGAAUGGAAAGAAGUAAAAGAAAUUGGAGCAGUUAAGAAUUUAAUCGUUUAUCCACCCCCACCUGCAAAAGGAGGUCUGGGAGUUACAACAGAAGACCUAGAGUGCUUAGAAUAUGGAGAGUUUCUCAAUGAUGUCAUCAUUGAUUUCUAUCUGAAGUACCUGUUGUUGGAGAAGACACCAAAACAUCUUGCUGACCGUACACACAUAUUUAGCAGUUUCUUCUAUAAGUGCCUGACCAGGACAGAAAAAAACUCUGAGUGGGAUCUCAAAGUUUCAGUGGCACAGAGAAGACACAGAAGAGUAAGAACAUGGACUCGCCAUAUAAACAUCUUCAAUAAAGAUUAUAUCUUUGUGCCAGUGAAUGAGGAGUCUCAUUGGUACAUUGCAGUUAUCUGUUUUCCUUGGUUAGAAGAAGCUGUGUAUGAGGAUUGUCCCGGUGAGGAUUCAUUAAAUCAUCAGCCUCAACAGUCUUCACUUCAGUCAAAGAAUGAGAACACUAGGACUGGUUCAGUGUUGGUAUUUCCAGGUAACUGCAGGAAUAAAGAAGACAUGGAUACGAACAGAGGUUUAUUCUCAACAGAUGGCAAUGAAAUUGCUGCUUUUGGUUCAGCCCUGGAUUCAGAUAUUUCUGAAAUCUCCCUAGAUAAUUCCAAAAGGCAGAUUUGUAAAAGGCCUUGUAUACUCAUCUUAGAUUCGUUGAACACUGGUUCUGUGCAGAAAACAGCUCAGAUUUUGAGAGAAUACCUUGAAGUGGAAUGGGAAGCUAAACGGAAAACACAUCGAGAAUUCAGUAAAUCAACAAUGGUUGACCUCUGUCCCACUGUGCCUAAACAAGAUAACAGCAGUGAUUGUGGGGUCUAUUUGCUGCAAUACGUGGAAAGCUUCUUACAGAAUCCCAUUGUUAACUUUGAGCAGCCACUGCACCUCAAGAAGUGGUUUCCUCGUCAGCUGAUCAGAAGCAAAAGAGAAGAAAUUCGAGACCUGAUCUUGCAAUUGCACUUUCAACAGCAUAGUGGCAGCAGCAGCUAAUAAAUCUAAUAAGCCAUACCUGGCAAAGAACAUUGCUAUUUAAAGUAACUGGAACUCUGCUUAGCAUCAUUUGUUCUCUUUCUGCAUUGCA